Hydatigera taeniaeformis is the source of this 1017-nucleotide messenger RNA. Lineage: Eukaryota; Metazoa; Platyhelminthes; Cestoda; Cyclophyllidea; Taeniidae. The record is from the annotation of a GenBank genome assembly.
AUGAGAGGUCUACCAUCAGGAAACUUAUGGCAACUGACCCGACGUUUUCUCGCCGAGAUCACAGCAGCUUUCGUGGCCAACUUUCCAAUCAUGUACCACGAUUACACUCGCAAAUACGAACCGUUUGUCAGUGGUCUGUUGGUAGGCAGUGUUGUCUACUGCGCGAUCUUCACCACCUUUGUCAUUUGCGGCGCUCAAAUAAAUCCAAUGACGACUCUAGCUGUCAUUCUCUCUCGUCGAAUGUCCAUUAUCUACGUACCCAUGUACCUGAUUGCACAGAUGGCUGGAACGCUUCUGUCCCUCUACAUUGGUUUAAGCAUAUCUCCCUUCGUGUCGAAUCGAACACACAUUGGAAUGCCGAUGCCCGGACCUGGUGUAACUGACUUACAGGCUAUCGGCAUGGAAAUCAUCGUCACCUUCUUUCUGGAGCUGGCGAUUGUUGCUUUGCUCGAUGAACUUCGUCUUCCUUCAUUUCAUCCUAUGAACAGGAUAAACGCAUUUGUUUUGCUCGUAAUGGUCUUCUUUUGGAUUGACCUCAUUUCCCUUCCCAUCUCCGGCGCCUGCACAAAUCCGGCUAGGAGUUUGGCAGCUGUAAUUAUCAACUUCAACUUUGAAAGGCAAUACAUCUACUUGAUAGGCCCGCCAAUAGGAUCGGCUUUAUCGGUCAUGGUACAAGAGUUCUUCCUCUCUCCAGACGCCUCUAUGGCGCGACUUGUUGGUCUCUUCAACUUUCGCAAAUUCUUCAAUCGACGUGAAUUUUAUAGCAUACCACCAGCAACCAAUUUGCCUCCACAGACCCAAAACGCUAAUGUGGGGUUGGAGUACUUCCAAACAACUGCAACGCUCUCUACCCUCUCUGUUAAAUCCGCCGCCUCGGGCACCGAUUUUACCCGACUUCAGGUCAGACCUGUCUUCCCUAUUUCUUCGGAUUCGAGGUGGUCAAGGGAGAGCAGAGGGUCGUUUAAACUAAUUUUGACAAAGCCCUCGGAUGAGCGAAAUGAGCGACGCAAAACUUGA